CUCAGCGCCCGCCGGCGGCCGCGUCCACCCGCGACGCUCUGAGGUCACCGACGGGGCCGGCCCGCGGGGGGCGGAGGGACGGAGGGAAGAUGGCGGCAGAGGCCGGAUAUUGGCGCCGCCUCCCCCAAUCCCGGAGCCGGCGCAGAUGAGGCAGCUCGGCUGGGGCCAGCGGCGCUUUGGAACCCGAGGUAGGGGGACCCUGGCGGUGGGGCCUGGUCCUGCUAUAUGCCGGCGCCUCGGCUAGAGUGAGUGGCGGCGACGCCUCUUUCCUGCGGCUCUUUCCCUGUCGCUGCGAGAGCGAGCGGGCGGCGGAGGCGGCGGGACCGGGAUGGAGGACGUUAACUCCAACGUGAACGCGGACCAGGAGGUGCGAAAGCUGCAGGAGCUGGUGAAGAAGCUGGAGAAACAGAACGAACAGCUGAGGAGUCGCUCGGGGGCCGUGCAGGGCGCCGGCUCCCUCGGGCCCGGCAGCCCGAUUCGGGCCGGCGCGUCCAUUCCCUCCUCCGGCGCCGCAUCUCCUCGGGGCUUCCCCUUGGGCCUCAGCGCCAAGUCGGGCGGCGGGGCCGGGUCGGUCCCGAGGCGGACGAGUAGCGAAGAGCUGCGGGACGCCACCUCCUUGCUGGCGGCGGGCGAGGGCGGCUUGUUGGACGAGGUGGAGCCGCUGCGGCCCGACGAGCUGGAGCGCCUGUCAGGCUGGGAGGAGGAAGAGGAGAGCUGGCUGUAUUCAUCACCAAAGAAAAAACUUACACCAAUGCAGAAAUCGGUUAGUCCAUUAGUUUGGUGCAGGCAAGUUUUGGAUUACCCAAGUCCUGAUGUUGAGUGUGCUAAAAAAUCUCUUAUCCACAAACUUGAUCAAACUAUGUCAGCUCUCAAGAGGCAGAAUUUAUAUAAUAAUCCUUUCAACUCUAUGAGUUAUACAAGUCCUUACAGUCCAAAUGCCAGUAGCCCAUACAGCAGUGGCUUCAAUUCUCCAUCCUCAACACCCGUGCGACCUCCUAUAGUCAAACAGCUUAUACUUCCUGGAAAUUCAGGUAACUUGAAAAGCUCAGACAGAAAUCCUCCACUCAGUCCUCAGUCCUCUAUAGAUAGUGAGUUAAGUGCUUCAGAAUUAGAUGAAGAUUCAAUUGGAUCCAAUUAUAAGCUAAAUGAUGUAACUGAUGUACAGAUUCUAGCCCGGAUGCAGGAAGAAAGUAAGUAUUCUAAUUAUUCUUUUGCAGAAAAACUAAGACGCAGUCUUCCAAACCUGUCUCGAACAUCUAAUACACAAGUUGACUCAGUGAAAAGCAGCAGAAGUGACUCAAAUUUUCAAGUGCCAAAUGGAGGAAUACCUCGCAUGCAACCUCAGGCUUCAGCCAUACCUUCUCCAGGCAAAUUCCGUUCCCCUGCAGCACCAUCUCCUUUGGCUCUUCGGCAACCAGUGAAAGCAUUUAGUAACCAUGGCUCUGGUUCUCCUGGUAGCCAAGAAAUAACACAGCUCACACAAACCACCUCCUCACCUGGGCCUCCUGUGGUUCAGAACACAGUCUCAGCAAAUCCUCCCAGCAAUAUCAACAGCGCUACUCUAACCAGACCCGCAGGGACAACUGCAAUGAGAAGUGGCUUGCCCAGACCCAGUGCCCCUUCUGCUGGGGGCAUACCAGUGCCUCGCAGCAAACUUGCACAGCCUGUUCGCAGAUCCUUGCCAGCUCCUAAAACCUAUGGUAGCAUGAAAGAUGAUAGUUGGAAAGAUGGCUGUUAUUGACCAGCAAAGACAAGAAUGCAGAAGUCCACGGCUUCAUGGAUACCCUUCACCAGGCUAAAAAACAACUUUUAUAUGCAGACUGUUCAGAUAAGACUCUUGGGAUUUAUAAAAUCCCAGCCCUCUCUGUCUUAAUUAGCACAAACUGACAGAGAUCAUCAAACAGCACUUUAAUGACAUUUAACAUCAGAUGUGUUUGGUAAUCAUACAAUCACUCUCCAUAGAAUCACUUUUAGUUUUGUUUAAUAGAAACUAGGUUGAUUUUUUUAACAUAUUUGACAGAGGCCAAUAUCUGGGCAAAUACUUAAUGGAUGCCAAAGAGAAAUGCCCAUUUGUAAAUGAGAAAAAUGCCCAUUUGUGCACAAGAAAAUGGUGAAUUCAAGCUAUCCAAAACUUCACAUUCAACCUAAUUUACUGUAUAAAUAGUAUCAAUAAAUAUUUGUGUUAAUGAGAACUAAUAUUCUGACUAAUUAUCUAAAAUGUUUCACUAGUACAGCAGGAAACUACAGAUUGAGAUUAGGGGGUGGGAGGAAAGAAACCUGGGCUAGAGAUUUAAAACAUUCCUAAAUUUGGGAGAAUUUCAGAAAUUAUUUUUACAGAUUCAUUAGAAAAAUUGUCAUUUAAUCUUAAGUUUUGGAUGUAGCUCACGUAUCACCACCACCAGAUAGUGUUACAGCACGCAUCCAUCAUGUUGCAUUGACACAUCGAACUUCUGUGUGUUUGUUUUGAUUGCCAAAAGGGCUUAAUAUCAGUUGUACAAUCUUUCUAAACUUUAUAGUUCCUGGCUCAGGAAAGAUGGCCUUUGCUGUUGAAGCCAACUUCUUCGCAUGCUGUUAUCUUUACAGAACUAAGAGAUCUUGUUUCUGUUAGCAGGUUUUCAUGAUAGGAAAGAACAAGUAGUGUGUGUCUUUAUUCUUGAUACAACACCACCUCAGUGCUUACAACCUGGAACAAAACCAUACAAUGAGAGAGAGGGGGAAAAAAAUCUAUGCACUUAACCUACAAAAUCUCUGGUGAUGACAGUUGUAUUGUUGCUAUUACAUGGCAUAAUGAUCUAUUAUGUGGUAGGAAAAUAUAGCCUGCUAAAUCCUACUUAAGUUGAUCCACUUUAAACUGAGUAACCGUAUAAAACAUCUAUUGAAAAUUCUUUCCCUUUUGACUUAGAUUCUGCCUUAUAUUAAUUUUUGCUUUUUUGGUAACAAACCUACUACAUAUGAUUCUAACCUGAUAAAUACUUGGUCUCUAAUGACUCUUAAUAAAUCCUUGAAAUCACCUAUUUCAAUUUUAUCAGACUAUUACCAGAGUAAAACUUCCUUCUGUAGCAGGCCUCUCAUUUUUUAUUAUGAGGUCUGUUUUUAAAUCCUUAAUUUGAACAGCUCUAAGAUAUUGUCUCUUAGGUCAUCUAAAAACUUUUAGAGAUUUGAACGUAAGUUCAUUUCCUGUUCAUCAAAGACAUUCCGUAAGUUGGCAAAAGAAAUUGGAAGAGAGAAAAUGGAAGGCCUGAUAUUCAUGAUGGCAUUAAGGUUGGUAGGUUGAAAGAAUGAUAAAAACUUAAAACCAGGACCUCCAUUCUGUCAUGACUGACACCAUGGUAGUCUGUCAACUUGACCAGUGGAAAGUCAUUCAUUUAGCACAAGCAGCUGGAGAUUGAAACUGCCAGUAAUAUGUAUUUGGUGUAUAACGCAAAGAAGAAACUUUAUCCUUGAAUUUGAGGGUGAUGGGGUGGGUCAGGAAAGGAUGGCGCAGAAUUCUACAUGAUAAUGAACUAAAAAAUGUUGCUUUUCAAAGGAAGAUAAAGCAUCUUCUUUUGGGAGGGGGGUAUCUCAUGUCUAAGUAAGUAAAAAAAAAAAGAACUAGCUACUGUCUCUUUUAAAAACCACGUACAAAAGCAAAACAAGUCUCAGUUUUCAGUACAACAUUUCAAAAAAUAUAUAUGCUGCAAUCUAAUAAUUGAAAGGAAUUUUACCUAUUAUGAAACACAUUACAUUUUUUAAGUUAGAUAAUCAGUUUCAAAAGAGUAUUCAGGUUAUUUAACUUUGUUUUGAAAUGGCUGCAUCAGAAAAAAAUGUCUAUUUUUUUUUAUUAAAAUAUUUCAUCACUUGUUAAAACGUAUUUUGGAUCUGAGUUUGGUAAAGUAUUAUUUUACGUGCUUUUGUACUACCACAGACUGUUGACUUUUAGUUUCCUAAAGAGAAAAAUUGCCUUUUUACUAGAAAGCCUUUGUAUAUCGCAGUUUUUCUGUUUGGGAAAAUCUAAGGAUUUACUGUGGUUAGUCUUACAGAAGAAAUGUGGAUUUGAUAAACUAGUGCCUAUGAUUUUAACUUAUGUUUGAUAUAUAGUAGUAAGGGUUUUAUGAAUGUUGAUUAUUUUGUGCCAACAGCCCAGAAUUGUCACUUACGUGUAAGCAGAAAACAAUGAGCUCUGCUUCCAAAGUUAUUUAAUUUUCUCAGUGUUUGAAUGUUAUUUUUUGUAAGUGUGUUAAUAAAAGUGUAAAGAAUUGGAAAAAAAUAUAAAUAUUCUUAACUCAAGCAUUUGCUGGAUCAUUUUUCUACAAAACUUGUUUGUAUAAUAUAAAACACUCUCUGAAGAGUUGACUUUUUUUCAGUUUCGUAUCCUGGAAAUCACAUUUUGUAAAACUGGGGACCAUUCAUAAUUGUCAGAUACUUUUUAAAAUUAUCUCAAUACAUCACUUUUAUAAGAAAAAAAGUUUUUUUGAAAGAAAAUUAGAUACAUACGUGGCCCCAGAUGUUUGUAUAACUCUAGAAUGAUCUAGACUAUGUAUGUUUAAAUUAACUUUUUAUUGAAUGUACAGGUGUCCAUUUUUGACGUUACGCAUGGUCCUUUUAGAUCACAUGACGUUUGAUUUGCAAACAUUUCUAUAGCCGAACUUGUAUAUGUGGUUGCCUCCUUAAUAAACAGCCUGACCAUAAUGUUUAUUAUUAAAUUUAUAUAUUUUUUAAUUGUUUAAUUAA
Cercocebus atys (sooty mangabey) is the source of this 4710-nucleotide messenger RNA. It is a transcript of the gene SLAIN2, whose product is annotated as SLAIN motif family, member 2. The record is from RefSeq and is a predicted model, not a curated record. NCBI's taxonomy places the organism in Eukaryota, Metazoa, Chordata, Mammalia, Primates, Cercopithecidae. The transcript has 7 exons. Bases 329 to 1741 code for a protein of 470 amino acids. Gene Ontology annotation, cellular component: microtubule plus-end. Gene Ontology annotation, biological process: cytoplasmic microtubule organization; positive regulation of microtubule polymerization; microtubule nucleation.